AUGAGGAUUGUCGCAGCCUCUAGACUCCUCUUCCUACCCAAAAUACGGCAAUUGUCAAUUCAUCACAAUAUUUCUUCUUCUCUGAAAAAAGAAGUCUCUGAUUUACACUCUUGCACUCCAUCUGACAAGGAAGAUGCCAAAACAUACCCGCCCCACAUCUCAAGAUUAGCGGAUAGCAUAUGCGAUCUUAGCCUCCUAGAAACCACAGACCUAGUAGAGUUACUUCGCAAACGUUUAAAUAUGCAGAACCCUUUCACCAUGAUGCAACCACAGCCUAUAUCCCCCCCAAGUUCCGAUCUGCCUGGAAUAUUGGACCCCGAAGACGAGCCUCCCGCCACAAAGACAAGCUUCAGUGUUAAGCUUAUAAAAUUUGAUCCUUCCAAGAAGAUUCAAGUUAUAAAGGAAGUCAAGAAUAUAAAUCCCGACCUUAACUUGGUGCAGGCAAAGAAAUUUGUCGAAUCUCUCCCUGAUUUCUUAAUGAAGGAUAUAAGUGAAGAACAGGCCCAGCAAACGAAGACUGCCCUGGAGGCGGCCGGGGCUACAGUCGAGAUCGAAUAA
Messenger RNA from Protopolystoma xenopodis, 558 nucleotides. Lineage: Eukaryota; Metazoa; Platyhelminthes; Monogenea; Polystomatidea; Polystomatidae. The record is from the annotation of a GenBank genome assembly.